GCUCGGCCAGGAGCGGUGGCGGUGCGCAGGUCUCCCAGAGGUGCCCCCAGAGGGGCCCCCCUCGGGGCUUUGUUGGGGCGCCGAAGCUGCUCAGAAGCAGCACGGCUUUCAUCCUGUUUGGGCCCGAGGGGGAGUUUUAUUUUCGCUUGCAGGCUGCUUUCGAAGAUCUGGGCGCCCUGGCUUGCAAUGGUGCUCUGGGGAGCCAAUCGUCGCGGCCUCUGGAUGGGGAGUGCUGGUAGCUGGCACAGUAAUGCAUAAGCAUUUCUGGUAUUUCGCUUUCAGGCGCUGAGUUUUGGGAGGCCGGCAGCAUGGUUCGUGCAGUGCAGAAAAGAGUCAUUUUGGUUCAGGGUGGCCUUGGCAAGUCGUCAGCUCUUUGAGCGGAACAGCUUAGCAAUCGCAGCAAUGGCUUCUUCGCUCACGAUUUUCAUCACCCUGGCAGCAGCUGUCGCUGCCAAGGAAUGCAGUGAGCACUUUGCUGAAGGUAAGGUGCCAGACACAGAGGGCACAUUCUUGUGCAGAAAGAAAGGUAACAACACAUUCUUUGCAACCGUCUACGACACGAAGAUCCGCUGUCCCAAGUUCUCAGCUUACCUACUGAAGCCGGAGGAGCAGAAGCAUGACGCGUAUAAGCGCAAAGGCUUCACCCUCGAUCCAGAUGUACCGGCAGACCAGCAGGCGCACUCUAAGGACAAGGCAUUCGAUUCGACGCAUGACAUCGGCCAUUUAGCUCCCAGCAAUGCCUUCACAUGGGAUCAGUCCGAUGAUGGCGCUUGGGCACACACCUACAUGAUGACAAACGUUGCACCGCAGGGUUCCUACUUUAACGAGCACCCAUGGGCUUUUGUUGAGAAGCACACGCGGGAGUUUUGCAUCAAUCACAACGUUGAGCUCUACGUCGUCACAGGUGUGAUUCAGGCGGAUCGCCCCACCAUGGUUGAAGGCGAUGCCGUCCCAGAGUACUAUUACAAGGCUCUCUGUGAUGUGAAGAGUGGUCAGUCCGUUGCAUUCCUUGGCGAAAACACGGACUGCAAGGAAUGCGGCAUCACUAAGGACGGCAAGUACAUUCUCAAUUUUUCUGAUGUGGAGAAGAAGGCUGGCUACUCCAUCUUCCCGUCAAGCUGCAACCCCACGAAAGUGGAUGAGGCAUUCUGGGACGUCUUUCAUCAGUCCAGCACCCUAGCAACAACUGCCGCUGCCAAGGAAUGCAGUGAGCACUUUGUCGAAGGUAAGGUGCCAGACACAGAGGGCACAUUCUUGUGCAGAAAGAAAGGUAACAAAACAUUCUUUGCAACCGUCUACGACACGAAGAUCCGCUGUCCCAAGUUCUCAGCUUACCUACUGAAGCCGGAGGAGCAGAAGCAUGACGCGUAUAAGCGCAAAGGCUUCACCCUCGAUCCAGAUGUACCGGCAGACCAGCAGGCGCACUCUAAGGACAAGGCAUUCGAUUCGACGCAUGACAUCGGCCAUUUAGCUCCCAGCAAUGCCUUCACAUGGGAUCAGUCCGAUGAUGGCGCUUGGGCACACACCUACAUGAUGACAAACGUUGCACCGCAGGGUUCCUACUUUAACGAGCACCCAUGGGCUUUUGUUGAGAAGCACACGCGGGAGUUUUGCAUCAAUCACAACGUUGAGCUCUACGUCGUCACAGGUGUGAUUCAGGCGGAUCGCCCCACCAUGGUUGAAGGCGAUGCCGUCCCAGAGUACUAUUACAAGGCUCUCUGUGAUGUGAAGAGUGGUCAGUCCGUUGCAUUCCUUGGCGAAAACACGGACUGCAAGGAAUGCGGCAUCACUAAGGACGGCAAGUACAUUCUCAAUUCAGUUUCUGAUGUGGAGAAGAAGGCUGGCUACUCCAUCUUCCCGUCAAGCUGCAACCCCACGAAAGUGGAUGCGGCGUUCUGGGACGUCUUUCAUCAGUCCAGUGCCAUUCUGAUCUGAGGCGUGAUAUAUCUGUUUUAAUGGCUGGGACAGAGAUCGCGAGGGUGAACUCAGGCCUUGUAAACUUGUCAACAUCAGUGAUGUUGCCAAAGGCCGCCUCUCCGCAUGGCAUCAUGCGGAUGUUUUUUUUGUUAACCAGCUUUUCUGCAGCGUGUUGCUGCUUACACUGGUCGACGGCGAGUCAGGCGGGCAACAUUUUGUCACGCUCGUGUUAAUUCAAAGUUAGAUCGAUGCGCACCACGCGUCUUGAAGGAGACUCGUGUGCACUCGACAGUUCCCCAGGAGAGCGAGCGCCAGAUCAGCGAACACAUGCCACACUCAUCCAUCAGCGCCUCCCCCUCCCCCCAAUGUAACUGUUUCCCUCUACCGGAUCCCUCCCGCUGCCGUGCUCAUCACCUCGUGGUGCCGCGCCCGUGCGGUGGGCUGCCGCCGGGUCGGACGUGCGCAGCUGGCAUUGUGCUCGUGCCGUGGCGCGCCGUGCGCUCCGCAGAGAAUCGCUGGGACGCGUCCGGCUUGGAACGCGCUUGUCUAUGCACUGCCGUGCCGCGCGUAUACGCCCUCUGUGCCUCCUGUCUUGGCCCUCCCUGGGGGCCAGCCGGGCCCCCUCUACAAUGGGGGUCUCCGACGAGUCAUCAGGCGUCGACUCGCCCGAGAAGAGAGCCUGCGGCCGUGGGUCGCAAUACUCGCCAUUCCUCGCGCUCUCUCUCUUCCGCCGGACUCUCCCUCACACGAGCCGACAGGAUCCUUGGAUUUCUGGCUUGUUUCGCGCCUUGCUUUCGGAAGCACAUUUCAAGGUGCACGCCAGCUUCACGCAGCCGCCUGUCGCGCCUGGUCGCCAAGACGAGCAAAUAUUCUGGAUUAGGCCGGUUGGGCCUUCCAAUAGAUACGUCGCCUGGAGCGUGGGAUUUUUGUUGCUGUGGUGGCGUUGAAAAACAAAGUAUUUGGCACGCCUCGAGCCGACCUGUGGAAUGUGCAGCGAGUACGAGAGCUAAUGCGAAUUGGACGACUUUCCAAUCUCUGGAGCCCGCUGC
Molecule: messenger RNA, 2966 nt
Organism: Prorocentrum cordatum
Lineage: Eukaryota; Dinophyceae; Prorocentrales; Prorocentraceae
Source: the annotation of a GenBank genome assembly